Molecule: messenger RNA, 2322 nt
Organism: Doryrhamphus excisus (bluestripe pipefish)
Lineage: Eukaryota; Metazoa; Chordata; Actinopteri; Syngnathiformes; Syngnathidae
Gene: dachc
Product: dachshund c
Biological process (GO): regulation of transcription by RNA polymerase II
Cellular component (GO): nucleus; transcription regulator complex
Molecular function (GO): RNA polymerase II cis-regulatory region sequence-specific DNA binding; DNA-binding transcription factor activity, RNA polymerase II-specific
Source: RefSeq, a predicted model, not a curated record
CUCUUUAUGAUAAUGUGACAGGAGCAUCUCCAGCUCCGAGACAAGCCUCCAUUCCGAAUCAACUAUGUGAUCUCUUUUAUCCUUUCAUCCUCUCAUCUUCGUCGAUGAACUCCAUCCCUCCCACCAAGCCUUCACGCCGCGGCAAAGUUACUUUCUUUCACUUAAAAGUUUACUUUUUUUUCCCUCCUCCGAUAAUUCCACCGACCGGAAUGGCAACGACAACUCCGGCCGCUCCAACGCUGCUCCCCGUGGCUCCGCUCGGCCACCACCCGGCGCCGAGUUCCGCCUCGCCGGCCACUCACUCGCCGCCACCCGCGGCCACCUCCGCUACUUCCUCCCCGGCUCCUCCGGCGGCGCGCCCGACGCUGCUCCACCAUUUCCGGGCGGACCUCUUACUCCCGAACGGGACCCAGCUGAAAGUCGGCCCGUUGUCCGGCGCCGCCGGCAAGCCCGUGUACGCCACGCCGUCUCCGGUGGAGAGCACGCCGCAGAACAACGAGUGCAGGCUGGUGGAGGUGAAGGGGGCCAAGCUGGCGUCGUUCACCGUGAAAGACACGGAGCUCAUUUGCCUGCCGCAGGCCUUCGACGUGUUCCUCAAGCACCUCGUCGGCGGGCUCCACACCGUCUACACCAAACUCAAGCGGCUGGACAUCACGCCGGUGGUGUGUAACGUGGAGCAGGUCCGAGUGCUCCGGGGACUCGGGGCCAUCCAGCCCGGCGUCAACCGCUGCAAGCUCAUCUCCAGGCAGGACUUCGAGACGCUCUAUAACGACUGUACCAAUGCGAGUUCAAGGCCCGGACGACCGCCCAAGAGGCUGCAGACUGUGACCGAGGGCGGGACUCACCACAUGCUGUCCCACGGCGGUCUGAUGCACGCCGGGAUCAUGCCUCCAGCAGAUUUGUCCGCAUUGGCGAAAAAGAUCAAGCUAGAGAUGGGCGGUUACCACAGCAACCAACAACAUCAUGGCGGCCCCAAUGGAGAGAAUGGCGAUCACAGUCCCGGAUUGGUUCUGGACCAGUUGCCCUUCAUGAUGAUGUCACAUCCUCUGAUCCCGGCCAGUCUGGCGCCUGCCUCGGUUUCCAUGGCGAUGGGCCAAAUGAACCGACUGAGUACGCUGGCCAGCAUAGCCAACAUGGCGCAGCUCCACGCCAGCCCCGCCGCCCGGACCCCCGCCUCGGUUAUUAAGGAGUGCAUGCACGACAGCCCCUCCCCUUCCCCCUCGCUGGAGGAAGCUCAGAUGUCAUCCAAUCACAGCAGCAGCGUGUCCAGUUCUCCUUCUCACACAGACCGGCCUACAGAAAACAUACACCACCUCCAUGAUGGCGUCACAUUAAGUCACUGUGUGUUAGCCCAGUCCGGCAUCAAAGAGGCAGACUCGAUGGAAUACGGCAAGGAAAGCAAGAGGGGACGCGCUGAUAAAGAAUCCAACUCAGCUGACAGACAAGUCUACCAGAACCCCCCACCGAGCUGCGAGAAGGCGCCUUACCCCGCAGGACAGAAGCUCCCAGCAGGUCUCCACCACGCUCCCUUCAUCUUCCCGGAAGGCCUGUCCUCCAUAGAGACCCUGCUCACCAACAUCCAGCAGGGUCUGCUGAGGGUUGCCAUAGAGAACGCCCGGGCGCAGGAGAAGCAGGACCACCUGGAGAGGACGGAGCUGAAGAUGGAGCUGGUUCGAGAGCGGGAGCUGCGGGAGACGCUGGAGAGGCAGCUGAGCGUGGAGCAGAAAAACAGAGUUCUCAUCCAGAAGCGUCUGAAGAAGGAAAAGAGGAAUAAGAGGAGACUUCAGGAGGCCUUGGAGGAGGAGGUGAAGCUACGAGAUCAGGCUGAGCACGGCUUGCUGCACACCGCCAACACGCUCACAGAGUGCGUGACCCAGGACGCGGACGGGAGCGAGCACGAGGACAACAGGAUGGACACCAAGGCCACAGUGCAAGAGGGCCGAGUCUUCCUGCAGGCGACCGGGAUGUACUGAUGUACUGAAGAGACGUGUUUCCACUCUUCUCGCCUUUAAUUUAUUGCAUUUAUCACCAAUCCUGGACCCUAGUUGAGAACCUUUAUUCGGAUGAUGUGUGUCUUACCCCCCCGAACCACCCCACCCCCCUACCCCCCCAACCCACCCAUAGUUGUUUUUUGUCUGGACACAAGUGAUGAGUGUAACACAGCUGUGUACAUAUAUAGUCAUCGCUUUUGUUGUUAUUAUUAUUAUUAUUAUUAUUAUGAUUAUUAUCCAGAAAAGGCAUGUUGUAUAGUCAGUACAUGUAUGGUGUGUGUAAUGCAGUAGGGCAGUUUGACACAAACAAUACAAAUACUUUUUAUUAUUA